Cucurbita moschata (crookneck pumpkin) is the source of this 1485-nucleotide messenger RNA. Its product is annotated as 50S ribosomal protein L21, mitochondrial-like. Bases 324 to 1136 code for a protein of 270 amino acids. The record is from RefSeq and is a predicted model, not a curated record. Gene Ontology annotation, molecular function: RNA binding; structural constituent of ribosome. The transcript is spliced from 6 exons. Lineage: Eukaryota; Viridiplantae; Streptophyta; Magnoliopsida; Cucurbitales; Cucurbitaceae. Gene Ontology annotation, cellular component: ribosome. Gene Ontology annotation, biological process: translation.
UCCCUCCCAUUUCCAGCCACUGCACCCCGCUCCUUCACAACGCAGUCUCAACCUUCUGACGAAGUCGCCGCCGCCGCCUCCUCCUCCCUGUCACACUCUCUCGCCUCUCGAGCAAUCAGUUGCUUAUCUCUGUUGUUUUUUUUUUUCUUCUUCUCAGAAACAGAAUCGGUGGUUCAGCCCCUUACCUGCGUCGUUCGUGAGAUCGCAUCCUCCUCACAUCUAGCGCCGCUCAUUUUGUAGAUCCCCAAGACUGAGAAGGUUAGAAUAUUGCUGCAGCAUGUGUAGGUGUUGUCUAUAGAUCCGAGGCCAUUAGGAUCACCACCAUGGCGAACAGACGGUGUUUACAAGUACUAACUCGUCAUGCCUUGGCCAUCUUUUCCACCAAGCCAUAUAUCCACUCCCUGAAGAUCGUACCCUCCUUCCUUUCCCAGAAUUUUCGUACACAUGCUUCUGUACCAAACUGUCUAUUUGCUAAAAUCGAUCCUUCUUUGUGUACCAACUGGUCACAUUCCCGAUAUCUCUCAUCUGAUAGUCAGAAUGGCAAUGAAGAUGAUGAUACUGAAGAAGAUGAUGAUGAAGAUGACGAGGAUUAUGAUAGUGGUGAGGAUGAUGAUAUUUCAGUGCCGAGUAGGGGUAUGCAAAAGGAGUAUACAAAGGAGGAGAAGGAGGCAGAAGCAGCUUCUAUUGGAUAUAAAGUAGUUGGGCCAAUUGAUCGAUCUAGUGAGGUUUUCAAGCCUUAUGAACCUGUUUUUGCUGUCGUUCAGAUUGGCUCACACCAAUUCAAGGUUAGCAACGGAGAUAGUAUUUUUACUGAGAGAUUAAAAUUCUGCGAUGUGAAUGACAAGUUGAUAUUGAAUAGGGUUCUUUUGCUUGGCUCAAGUAGACAAACGAUUGUCGGUAGGCCUACAGUACCAAGUGCAGUUGUUCAAGCAGUUGUUGAGGAACAUGCAUUGGAUGCAAAAGUAAUCAUCUUCAAGAAAAAAAGAAGGAAGAAUUACCGUCGAACCAAAGGACAUCGCCAGGAAUUAACGAAGUUGAGGAUCAUCGAUAUCGAAGGCAUCGACAAACCAGAAAUCAUCGAGAAGUCUUCAAAAGUAGCUGGUAAGAAUCCAAAACAAGUUUCAGUAGCUGCUUAGUAGAGAAGGCUGCAUGAUUCUAACUAGCUAGCUUGAAUGACUUGAUACCUCCUUAAGAGUGAGAGUCUAUGCUCCCCAACUAGACAUGUUUUGUAGGAUGGCCGGCCACCAUGCUUAGAUACCCAUUCCAUUUCUUUCUUCCAUUUCCUGCUAGUUUUCCCCUAAAAUGUGAUGUCUUCUAUUUAAAAAUAAAUUUGAAUUUGCUCAUGAGAAUUGCUGUCAUUCAUUUGAGAAGAGUUUGAAAUUGCAAUGACUAUGUAUGGUUGAUCUUGAUUUUCCUGUACUGAGAUUUGGUAUAUUCAUAUUUGUUGGGAGAUUGAUUGCUUGCUGGAUCAUACAUUCAAUGCCA